AUGUCGUCUGAGGCUGGAGCAUCCAAUACUCAUGCCGUAUUUCGGGCGAGACAAAGCUUGACUGAAGUUUUCGUGUUCUUCCUCUUGAUCCUCAACCCCAUCGCAGUAUUUGCUACGACGGCCGCAUUGACGGGCACCAUAUCUUGCUCCGUACAAAUAUUCUUCGCCUGGGGAGUUAAAAUCCUGACUUCAAAUCUUUGGCUGGUCACCGUGGUCGUCGCAGCCACAAUGGUGGGUGCUAUUAGAGCCAUUGCCAGUACUGUUGAAGCGAUAAGUAUAGGUUCAUUCCUCCGAUUUCAGGAAAUCAAGCUCGUUGGCGCUUGUGCCGCAGAUAUUCUGAUCACCGCUAUUCUUGUUUGGCAUCUGUAUGAUCUCUCAGUACAUCUUCUCACGUCGUCGGUUUUUUCUUUUCCUUUGGCAACUAUCCAGAUCGGCUUGCUCACUUCCGUUUGUGCGGUCGUUGGUUUGAUCGUAUAUCUCGUGGACGUGAUCAACAGGACUUCAUCUCCUCUUCAACUUCCCCUUAUCAAAACUGUACACCAAUACCCUGUUGAGCAGUCUCGAUUCCAGGGGAGGUUAGGCAAAAUGUUUACUUCACCGCUGCAACCCGCCCGCUCUAACAUGUCCCUCACGCAGGUUGUCCGUUUCGGCACAAAUAGUCGGCUCGAAGUCUUCGUAUCUGAUGAACAGCAUGAACUAGCGGAUGUUGCACGAGCGACAGACAUGGAAGACAUCAAAUUGACUGACGAUGCUAGUACGGCAAGCCGUGAAACUUGGGAAGCCGUUGGCCAAAAGUCAAAAUAA
Guyanagaster necrorhizus is the source of this 804-nucleotide messenger RNA. RefSeq lists its product as uncharacterized. The transcript has 12 exons. NCBI's taxonomy places the organism in Eukaryota, Fungi, Basidiomycota, Agaricomycetes, Agaricales, Physalacriaceae. The record is from RefSeq and is a predicted model, not a curated record. Bases 1 to 804 code for a protein of 267 amino acids.